AUCACUUCCUCCGCCGCAGUCGCCGCCCGCCCUGUUGCUGUCUGCCGGGGGGAGGAGCUGGAGACCAGGAGCAGCGGCUCUGGCGGUCGGUCGGUCGUGUCGGUCGGAGGUCCAGGAGCUCUGCGCCUCUCGAAAGCGUGAGGGUGUCCGAACUGGGUCUACACCUGACAGUCACUGGAAUGCUACUUCAGGCCUUAGAAGAAAGUGAAACUAAUUGUAAAGGCCCCUUAUUCUUUCUGUUACCUGCCUGCUGAAGUGGAAAUAGAUCUCCCUGCUCUCUUAUUCCGAACUGAGUUGGCGCUCCCAUCUCCAAAGCUUGUGCAGGGAGCAGGAGCCUUUCCACUCAAGGCCCAGCUGUAUUGGAAACCCUGCUAAGGCAGAGCCAUGGGUCAGGAAUCUAGCAAGCCUGUGUGGCCCAAGCCAGCAGGAGGGUAUCAGUCCAAUACAGGCAGGAGGUAUGGAAGAAGGCAUGCUUAUGUCAGUUUCAGGCCAUCCACGAGCCAGCAGGAAAGGAUUUCCAGCCAGAGAAAGACGACCUCGGAAGUCCCAAUGCACAGAUCAGCCCCCAGUCAAACCACCAAGAGGAGCCGGUCACCAUUUUCCAUCACUCGUCGUAGUUGGGAAGACAGUGAGAGCUCUGGAGCCAGCCUGAAUGUUGAUAAUGAGGACUACUCCAGGUACCCACCAAGAGAGUACAGGGCCUCGGGUAGCAGAAGAGGAAUGGCUUAUGGACAUGUUGACUCUUUCGGGGCAGAUGAUAGUGAGGAGGAGGGGGCUGGGCCUGCUGAGCGAGUGCCAGUGAGAGGGAAAACUGGCAAGUUUAAAGAUGAUAAGCCGUAUGACCCAGAGAAAGGGGCCAGGUCCUUGGCUGGGGUGCCCCCACAGUUCUCUAGCUUUAAGCGUGAUGUGAGAGAGGAGCUUGACAAGUUAGAUCCAGUCCCUGAGGCCAGACGCUCUGCUAGCAGAGCCGAGUUCCUGCAGCAAAGUAGCAUGGCCUCUCAGACAUCUGCUGAAGGCAAGGUGGCAACCACCGGCGACAGCCUGGAGAGGCAGAGGCGGGAGCAGAGUUUACCUGCACAUCCCAGCAGGGCUCCUGUGAGUAUUUGUGGUGGGGGGGAAGACCCCCCAAAGAGUGCAGAGGAGCCGGUGGUGAGGCCCAAAAUCAGAAAUCUGGCCAGCCCCAACUGCGUGAAACCAAAAAUAUUUUUUGAUACUGAUGAUGAUGAUGAUAUGCCACAUAGUACUUCCAGGUGGAGGGAUACGGCCAACACGGCUGAAGGCCGCUCAGACGGCCUGGCAAGAAGAGCCAGAGGCGAGAGUUCAAGCGGCUACUCUGAGCCGAAGUACCCCGAAGACAAGAGGGAGGCCAGGAAGGACCAAGUGAAGCCAGAGAAGGUGCCAAGACGCCGACGAACCAUGGCCGACCCCGACUUCUGGACAUACAGCGACGACUACUACAAGUACUGCGACGAAGACUCCGACAGCGACAAAGAGUGGACUGCUGCUCUGCGUCGCAAGUAUCGCGGACGGGAGCAAAAUCUGUCAUCCAGCGGGGAAAGCUGGGAAACUCUGCCGGGGAAGGAAGAACACGAGGCUGAGCAGGUCAGGGGGAACACCAGCGCUGGGGCCAGCUCUAGCGCCGGGGCCAGUGGUGGUAGUGGUGGUGGCACUGGCAGUGGUGGUGGCGGCGGCGGCGGUGGUGGUGGCGGCAGUGGCAGCGGUGGUGGCAAUGGCCAACUUGAAGAAAUCCAAGGAGCAUGUCUCCGGGAGGAGGAGCAGGUGUCCCCGAGAGGAGGCGAAGUUCCUUGGCUCCAGUACAAUGAAAAUGAGAGUAGCAGUGAGGGGGAUAAUGAAUCGGGUCAGGAUUUCCUGCAGCCCGGGGUGUUCAUGCUGGAUGGAAACAACAACCUUGAAGAUGACUCCAGCGUGAGCGAAGACCUCGAAGUGGAUUGGAGCCUCUUUGAUGGGUUCGCAGACGGCUUGGGGGUGGCCGAAGCCAUCUCCUACGUGGAUCCUCAGUUUCUCACCUACAUGGCACUUGAAGAACGCUUGGCCCAAGCGAUGGAAACCGCCCUUGCGCACUUGGAGUCUCUCGCUGUGGAUGUGGAGGUGGCCAAUCCGCCGGCCAGCAAGGAGAGCAUCGACACUCUCCCCGAGAUCCUGGUCACUGAAGAUCACAGUGCAGUGGGGCAGGAAAUGUGUUGCCCCAUCUGUUGUAGUGAAUAUGUGAAGGGGGAGGUGGCAACUGAGUUGCCUUGCCACCACUAUUUCCACAAGCCGUGCGUAUCCAUCUGGCUUCAGAAGUCAGGCACCUGCCCCGUGUGCCGCUGCAUGUUCCCUCCCCCACUCUAAGACCAGGGCUCUUUACUCCUGGUCAGAUGAUUGUCCCCAUCUGAAACCCACAAUACCGCCGGAGCCCUCUCGAAAUUAACAAUUGCAAUGAAAGCCGUGAUUAAUCUGCACCUGUUGAUUCCUUGUGAUUAUUUCCAAUGUGAAAACGGUUGUGUGCGAUUGCAUUAAAAAUCACACUGUCUAUCUUAGAGGUUAGGAAAGGAAGUCUAAACUUUCUAAACGCUACUUGAGAUUGCAGUAAAAACAUACAUUUUCUAACCAGAAAGUUGAGAUAAGUUGCGUUUGUUUUCUUUGGUAGACUAUGUUGCUGUUAACCGUAACGUCAAGUUUAUCUGUUAACUAUGUCCAGAAGGCAUCAUCAUUUCUGUUGCAUGUUAUGGGUUAAUGUUCCUGUAAUUGCAGUGCCGUAAAAGCUUAUUAAAGUUCUCCUUUUGGUUUUACAUGGUA
Messenger RNA from Mustela lutreola (European mink), 2799 nucleotides. It is a transcript of the gene PJA1, whose product is annotated as praja ring finger ubiquitin ligase 1. The record is from RefSeq and is a predicted model, not a curated record. Lineage: Eukaryota; Metazoa; Chordata; Mammalia; Carnivora; Mustelidae. Bases 385 to 2352 code for a protein of 655 amino acids. The transcript has 2 exons.